Messenger RNA from Dromiciops gliroides (monito del monte), 6433 nucleotides. It is a transcript of the gene CERS6, whose product is annotated as ceramide synthase 6. Gene Ontology annotation, cellular component: membrane. The transcript is spliced from 10 exons. Gene Ontology annotation, biological process: ceramide biosynthetic process. The record is from RefSeq and is a predicted model, not a curated record. The coding region runs from base 456 to 1622 and encodes 388 amino acids. Gene Ontology annotation, molecular function: DNA binding; sphingosine N-acyltransferase activity. NCBI's taxonomy places the organism in Eukaryota, Metazoa, Chordata, Mammalia, Microbiotheria, Microbiotheriidae.
UUAGGGAUCCCGUGCAGUGUACACUGCACCCCGGAGCUCAGCGACUGCGCUUUCCCUUAGGGGUGUGGGGGAGCAUCCGUGGGUCCGCGUGUGUGGGGCUGGUUGACGGCAGGAAGAGCCAAUCAGGGCUAGCAGCCCGGGCUGCCAUGUGACAGGCGAGGCGGCCCCUUUCCCCAGCGCGGCCAGAGAGAGAGACAGAGGGGAGCCAGGGCUCAGAAGCUGCCCGAGCCAUCGCCAGCAGCAGCAGCAGCAGCAGCAGCAGCAGCAGCAGCAGCAGCAGCAGCAGCAGCAGCAGCAGCUGCUCUGGCAGAGGCAGCUGAAGAGCAGACGCGGUCCGGCUGCGGAGGCUCCAGGGGACAGACGGACCUGCAUCCCCGCCCUCCUCUAUCUCCAGGACAUUGCGAGGAGCCCGGCCGCUGCAGCAAGAUCUGCAGGACAAGGCUGGACAAAGCAAGAUGGCAGGGAUCUUAGCCUGGUUCUGGAACGAGAGGUUCUGGCUCCCUCACAAUGUCACCUGGGCAGAUCUGAAGAACACAGAAGAAGCCACCUUCCCCCAGGCUGAAGAUCUCUAUCUCGCCUUCCCCUUGGCCUUCUUCAUCUUCAUGGUCAGGCUAGUCUUUGAAAGAUUCAUAGCCAAACCAUGUGCCUUAGGGCUUAACAUCCAGGCCAAUGGACCACAGAAAGCCCAGCCUAAUGCAAUCCUGGAAAAGGUUUUCACUGCAAUUACAAAGCAUCCAGAUGAGAAGAGACUGGAAGGUCUUUCCAAGCAGUUAGAUUGGGAUGUUCGUAGUAUCCAGCGCUGGUUCCGACAGAGACGCAACCAGGAGAAGCCCAGCACUCUUACUAGGUUCUGUGAGAGCAUGUGGCGGUUUACAUUUUACCUUUAUGUGUUUACCUAUGGAGUCCGCUUCCUAAAGAAGACGCCCUGGCUGUGGAACACAAAGCAGUGCUGGUACAAUUAUCCAUAUCAGCCACUGACACCUGACCUUCAUUACUACUAUAUCCUGGAAUUGUCCUUCUAUUGGUCCUUAAUGUUUUCUCAGUUCACUGACAUCAAAAGAAAGGACUUUGUUAUUAUGUUCCUGCAUCACCUUGCAACUAUCUCCCUGAUCACCUUUUCAUAUGUCAACAAUAUGGCCCGAGUGGGGACCCUGGUCAUGUGUCUCCAUGAUGCAGCUGAUGCCCUGCUGGAGGCUGCCAAAAUGGCGAAUUAUGCCAAGUUUCAAAAAUUGUGUGACCUCAUGUUUGUCAUGUUUGCGAUAGUCUUCAUCACCACAAGACUUGGUAUAUUUCCUCUCUGGGUAUUAAACACAACAUUGUUUGAAAGCUGGGAAAUUGUUGGACCCUACCCAUCCUGGUGGGUUUUCAACUUGUUGCUGUUGCUAAUUCAAGUCCUGAACUGCUUCUGGUCUAACUUGAUUAUAAAGAUAGCUUGCAAAGCUAUUUCCAAGGGCAAGGUGUCCAAGGAUGACCGAAGUGAUAUUGAAUCCAGCUCAGAUGAGGAAGAUUCAGUGCUUCCUGCAAAGAACCCACACAACCCCACCACCAAUACCAAUGGGACCAGCGGAACCAGUGGCACAAAUGGCUACCUUACAGGUGGCCCAUGUGCAGAAGAACACUAACUACUCUAAACCAUAAGACCUGAACAAAGUGAACUCUUUGCUACUGGAAGUAUUUAACUAAGUUGCGAAUGCGGUCCCUUUCCUAUAUCUCAGCAUCAGAAACAAAAAUUAGGAUUAUCAAAGCAUUCUGAUAGUGCACUGCCAUAUUUCCUGUCUGUGAAUGAAGAAGACUUUCCAUUCUCUAUAUGUAGGCAUGCUGUAUGUAUAUGUUAUUGACCCAAAUGGGAACAGUAUUUUCAUAUGUAAUGUCUUUGAAUAUUAUUUAUUUUUUGUAUUUGUUUGUAAAUCUGUGGACAAAAGGGAACUGCCUCACUCCUUUUACUUGGCAAAUUCUUUAUGGAAGAAAGAGAUGCUCCGAUCUCUUCUAUCCUUUCUUGUUGCUGUAACUUAGUCCGCUAUAAGUAUUUGUCAGCUUGAAUUGUCACUUAUAGUAAACUAAAGGCAGCUUUGCAGAUUACAGCUCAGCUCCAGAUGUGUUUGCCUCCUUUGUGUUAUAGUGCUGAUUUUGACAUUGCUGAUCAAUUCACAGUGGCUAUCCUCCCAAUGUAAAGUUUAAACAGGCUGAAUUAGUUUUGUAAGUAGUCUCUCUAAUGUGAUCAAUUAGCAGUUCAAAUUAAACAGUGGUUAUUAUAGGCUAUUAUUUUAGCAUUGUUUUUAAACCAAAUUGGUAGUUAAUUGCAUUAGAAUAGGCUCCAUUACUUGUGUGCACACCCAUGAUAUAUUUAUGUCAAUGGCUAUGGUAAAUUCCUAGUAGCAGAUUAGUUCUGCCUUGUAAGCUUAACCCCGGCAGGAUAUAGCAUCUUGCAUUGCUUCUGGUUCAGCUGAGAAACAUCAGGUCCAUAGUUGCAAGUGGAGAAUUCACAUUUAAUAUUGAGAAUUUGUCUCUGUAAGCUGGGAAGAAUGAAAGCAGAGCCCACCAGCUCAGAGAUGAGUCAUUAUUGCAUGCAUGUGCAGAAAGGUUUCAACCAGGCUUCACUGCUCUCCCUAUAAUUGCUGUAAUAGUCUGCUUUGUCAUGGAAGAAAGCAAGCUGAAAGUCUUGCUCAAACAGAAAAGUCGAUUUUUAGAGCCUUAGAAGAGUUCUCCCAAAUGUCGAGCACUUUAUUGCAUCCAGCUUUUUAAACUCCUAUAGUAUUUGACCUGGCAUGUGUGUGUUUGUGUGUGAAUGUGUGCGUAUGUAAAAAUUAUUCUGACAAAAUCAGAAGGAAAAGAAUAUUUGACCUUCUUCCUCAUCCAAAAACCAAAAUGAUUUGCCUGUUCUACAAACUAAGCUACUGUCAGCUUGACACUCUAAAUCCCUCUAUAUAGACUUGUUUAGUUCCUAGGAAAGUUUUCACAAGGCAGUAUUCCUACUGGAAACAUUACCUUCCUCUUGGAAAAUUGCUGGAUCAGCAGUGAGAGAUUUCUGAGCAAUAGACUUGCUUAAACCUCCUUUCUGGCAGUGUUAUAUGUGUGCGAAAAGAAAGAGGGAGGGAAGGAAGGAAGGAAGGAAGGAAGGAAGGAAGGAAGGAAGGAAGGAAGGAAGGAAGGAAGGAAGGAAGGAAGGAAGGAAGGAAGGAAGGAAGGAAGGAAGGAAGGAAGGAAGGAAAGUACACAUGAACCAAAGAACUUUUUUUUUUAAUCUAAGAGGGAAGGGGGAAGGAGCAAUAGCUUUUCCUCCUCAUCACAAGAAUAAAGAAUUGUCUUAGCCAGAAGAUCACACAUUAAAGUAUUGAAUCUUCCCAUUUCUUCAGAAAACAGUUUCUGGUUUAGCCCAUAUCAGUGAUUGAGGAGAUUUGGAAAGAUAUGAAUCAUUGGGAAAGUAAUAUUCCUACUUCUUAUUGAACCCCAUUACUUCAGUUCAGAAAAUGAGACUAUGUGUGUAUGUGUAUAUUUGUGCAUUUAUGUUAGCAAUCAAAAAGGAUUAAGAGCACUUCUUUGUCAUCUGAAAAUAUGCUAAAAAUGUGAGCUAUUUUAAAAUAAUGUCAAGCAUGUUAGAAAAUUAAGAAGAGAAAGUUCCUCAUAUCUUUUAAAAUAAAGACAGAAAAAGUGAAAUGUGAUACCAUGCUUUAGUUUCUACCAUCAGUUUUCAGCCCAGUUGAUUUCCAGCAGAAAUAGUGGCAUAUAAGCAACAGAUCCUAAGUGUACGUGGAAAUUAGUUCCAACGAGGCCACGUGCUCUUCUAUUUGUUUGGAAAAGUAAUUUCAGAGUGAUGAGUUUUGGAAUACUAGGUGUAGGAAUCAUUGCUUAAAGAUUAGGUAGAUGAUUUCUGAGUGUUGUUCAGGUUAGGUUGUGGUUUAUAUUUUUACCCAGAAGGUCAAUUAGCAGGAGGUUUGGGAGGACCCCAAAGAUAGCACCAUACCUGUUGAUUUUAAUCUAACCAAGUCCUUCCAAGAAUCUGUAAAUCCAUUUUUCAUUCAGUGCUCUUGGGCAGGGAGUCCUUUUAAUUGAACAGCUUUGACUUUGUUGGCUCUCUUGAUAAACUAUUAUAUGUAUAUCCAUAUAUGUGUAUAUAAUGUGCUUAUUACAUAUGCAUAGGUGCAUUAUAUGCAUGUGUUUAUGCAUAUAUAUGUAUAUAUACACACAUUCUAUUCUUAACCCCUCCUCAAGGCUAGAAGAGGGUAACAUGUAACAUCUACCAAUGCCACAACCUUGGAAGUGUAGACUGUAAAUUUAAACAGGUUGAUAGUUUAGCAUAACAUAGCCCUGAGUAGACCUCAUUCAUCUUCUCGUUUGCAUUCAUGCCAUCCAUGUGUGUGAGAAGGGGAAAUAUAAAAAACUUCUAUAAAAAAAGUUUUUAUUCCAAAAUGUUACAGGUUUUCUUGAUGUUUUAGGGGGGAAAAGGAUUAGAUGGUUAGAAUUUGGCCUUGAGUCAAACUGAACAAUUGAUAUAUUUUGAAAAGUGUGACCUGUGAAUUUUUGUGUGUGCAUUUAAUCCAAAAAGUAGGUAAAGUUAAACCACGCUUAGCCUUGGCCAGGUCCUUUUGUAAAGCUUCCACCAUACAUAUCUUUCACCUUUUCCUUCCUUGUUGACCUUCCUAUCAUCCUGCUGACACAACCAAAAGUUACAGAAUACUAUAACUUGGAAUGCCAGGAGAGCAGUUUUUCUGACUACAGUGUAUAAUGAGCUGGUUAGAAUUUAUGUUUUCUAGCUGCAUAAGUAGAAUUAGAACUUUGUGUAUUGAUGGAAGUGAGGGGCAUGGGAAAGACAGUUAUUAGUGUUGGGGAUUUCUUUUUAGCUCAAUUUUUUUCAGAUAUACAUACUGUAGACAUCUCUCCCCAUGACUUCAUUAAUAUCCAACCCCAACUGUGCUGCUAGACAGACUGUACUCUGGGUUCCAUUCAGAUAAGAAAGCAGCCUUUUAAUGAGGAUAAAUCUAUGUGGAAAAGAUGGGCAAUCCCCCCAAAAUGCAGCCAGUAGAGAAAAGAAAAAUGUCAGAUCUCCAUCAUCCAAAAAUGAGAGGAAUGUAAAAAAUAUUCAGUUCUCUUGCCAAGAUUAUAACCCUAAGUAUUUGAUAGGGUUUACUAUUUAGCACAUUGUAUUCUCUAAUUUGUAAUAGAAAGGGUGUGAGCCUUUCACAGCAAUGUCAGUGUUAUUUGGUCUAAAGCAAAAAAAAAAAAAGUCAUUUAUUGUUUUAGCUGACCCAAGCCUAACCUCAUUCACUCGUGCCAUUAUCUUUCACAGAGAAUAGUGUUCACUCAGAAAUUUUUAUCACCAUCUAGAAAAUAUCUAAUUAUCCUGUCUUCAUGCCCAUUCUUAUAAGAUUGUAAUUAUUUAAAAAAUUACAUCAAUACAGAAUAAUUCUAAAGACAAAACUUUUUUUAAUUAUGUGCCCUAGGGUUAUGAUUACAUUCGAAUGAGAUAAUGUAUGCAAAACAUUUUGUAAACCUUAAAAUGACAUAUAAACAGAAAUGAUUUGUUAUUAUUAUAAUUAUCAAAGUGGCUUCAAGAUAUCCUUUAGAAACAAGAAGACAUGCAUUCAGAAUCCAUAGUAAGGCUUAAGGUCCUGAGAAUUUACCUGGAUCCCUUUUUCUCAAGUCUUGUGCUGACAGUGACCUCCGGGCUUCUGUUUUGUUUGCUUAUCAUAGAUCAGUGAAGUAAUUGCUGAGGCACAGAUAUGUCAGACAAGACAUAUGUAAAAAUCAAAUCACAUCCUUGUCAACUUGCUCAGAAAGGGACCAAAGUAAGUCACUUUUAGUUCUAUCAAACCUGCACAGAAAAAUAAAUCCAUUUGGCUCAUUGGUCUUGCCCCACAACAUGCUAGAAGAACUGACCAGGUUUUCAUAAACAAACUUUGUUAGUCAUCAAAGAAGUAGUAAAAUAAUGACCGGAAAGAGCUCAUGAGCUCUAGAAUUAGCUUAAGUCUGCCAGUAAAAUGAAAUUGUGCCAUUUCCAGAAUGUCAAAAAGAUUCUACUGUUUCAUUGUUGCCAAUUCUUAAUAACAAAAUGUCAAAGAAAAACACUUAAAGCCAAAUUCUUUCUUCAAUUAUAAUGGCUGGCAGCACCUAGUGCAAUGCCCACCUUGUAGUGGUCAGAAAAUGUUUGCCUGUGAUAUAAUAUAGUGCUUACCCAUGGGGGAAAUUGAGUCUUUCCUGUUGAAAGCUUAUGAUGGUGAGAAGCAGGUAUUAUUAUUCCCAUUUUAAAGAGGAGGAAACUGAGGCUCAAAGUGACUUAUACAAGGUCAUACACAACCAGUAAAUAAAAGUCAAAGGGGACAGCUAGGUGGUGCUACAGUGGGUAGAGCACCUGGCCUGGAGUCAAGAGGACCUGAGUUCAAAUAUGACCUCAGACACUUACUAGCUGUGUGACCUUGGGCAAGUCACAACAUUGAUU